Molecule: messenger RNA, 5681 nt
Organism: Bubalus bubalis (water buffalo)
Lineage: Eukaryota; Metazoa; Chordata; Mammalia; Artiodactyla; Bovidae
Gene: ZBTB43
Product: zinc finger and BTB domain containing 43
Exons: 3
Coding region: 229-1725 (498 amino acids)
Biological process (GO): regulation of transcription by RNA polymerase II
Molecular function (GO): protein binding; DNA-binding transcription factor activity, RNA polymerase II-specific; RNA polymerase II cis-regulatory region sequence-specific DNA binding
Source: RefSeq, a predicted model, not a curated record
GGCAGUUUUAGGGGGCGGGACCGGUAAGCGUUUCCGGAGGCGGGAGGCGCAGGCUGAGGCGGUCGCGGCAGCGACGGCUUGAGCGGGCCCGGCGCCGGCGGCGGCGGAAAGUAUCCCACCGGCGGGCUAUGUGAGCGCCGAGCCCUUGGCAGUUCUUCCUCGUGUGGAUUGAAUUUGAGGCCUCUUAAAAAUUCUGUCAGGAAAAGCACCAACAAGAUUUGUGAUGAAAUGGAGCCUGGAACAAACUCUUUUCGAGUAGAAUUUCCUGAUUUUUCCAGCACCAUUCUGCAAAAACUGAACCAGCAGCGCCAGCAGGGACAAUUAUGUGAUGUGUCCAUUGUUGUCCAAGGCCACAUUUUCCGAGCACACAAAGCUGUUCUUGCUGCCAGUUCCCCCUACUUUUGUGACCAGGUACUCCUGAAAAACAGCAGGAGGAUUGUUUUGCCUGAUGUGAUGAAUCCCAGAGUGUUUGAGAACAUUCUCCUGUCAAGUUAUACGGGGCGUCUAGUAAUGCCUGCUCCAGAAAUUGUCAGUUACUUAACAGCAGCAAGCUUCCUCCAGAUGUGGCAUGUGGUCGACAAAUGCACUGAGGUUUUAGAAGGAAACCCUACAGUCCUUUGUCAGAAGCUAAAUCAUGGCAGUGACCACCAGUCUCCAAGCAGCAGCAAUUACAAUGGCCUGGUAGAGAGCUUUGAGCUGGGCUCUGGAGGCCACACGGAUUUCCCCAAAGCCCAGGAACUGAGAGAUGGAGAGAACGAAGAAGAGAGCACCAAAGACGAGCUGUCAUCUCAGCUCACCGAGCACGAAUACCUUCCCAGUAACUCAUCCACAGAGCAUGAUCGGCUGAGCACGGAGAUGGCGAGCCAGGACGGGGAGGAGGGGGCCAGCGACAGUGCCGAGUUUCACUACACCCGGCCCAUGUACAGCAAGCCCAGCAUAAUGGCUCACAAACGCUGGAUCCAUGUGAAGCCCGAGCGCUUUGAGCAGGCGUGCGAGGGCAUGGAUGUGCACGCACCCUAUGAUGAGCACCAGGUCACAGAGUCCAUCAACACAGUGCAGACAGAGUACUCAGUCCAGCCCUCAGGGGUAGAGGAAGACUUUCACAUUGGGGAAAAAAAAGUGGAAGCAGAGUUUGACGAACAGGCUGAUGAAAGCAAUUAUGACGAGCAGGUGGAUUUCUAUGGCUCCUCCAUGGAAGAGUUUUCUGGAGAGCGGUCAGAUGGGAAUCUCAUUUGGCACAAACAGGAGGCUGCCCUAGCAUCAGGCUACAGUGAGAAUAUUGAGAUGGUAACAGGGAUUAAAGAGGAAGCUUCCCACCUAGGAUUCUCAGCCACUGACAAGCUGUAUCUUUGUCAGUGCGGCAAGAGUUUCACUCACAAAAGUCAGAGAGAUCGACACAUGAGCAUGCACCUCGGGCUCCGGCCUUACGGCUGUGGGGUCUGCGGUAAGAAAUUCAAAAUGAAGCAUCAUCUAGUGGGUCACAUGAAAAUUCACACAGGCAUAAAGCCAUAUGAGUGUAAUAUCUGUGCAAAGAGAUUCAUGUGGAGGGACAGUUUCCACAGGCAUGUGACUUCUUGUACCAAGUCCUACGAAGCUGCAAAGGCUGAGCAGAAUACGACUGAGGCUUGUACCAAGUCCUAUGAAGCUGCAAAGGCUGAGCAGAAUAUGACUGAGGCUUGUACCAAGUCCUACGAAGCUGCAAAGGCUGAGCAGAAUACGACUUGAGUGGCAGGCACAAAAAUAAACUGUGGUAAUUAUGCAAAUCUGGGCACAGAUGAUGCGUGCUACUUGCUAUUAUGAGAGAAGCUUAAAAAAAAGGAAGAUAUUUCUGCAAGACCAGUUCUAAGUAGGCCAAUUAAAAAAUCUAAUUCUUCAAAUUUGUAUGUUCCCGGCCUGGAGUGGCUAAAGGGAAUAAGUGCACCCACCUCACACCUGGCAAGGUGAACCUUCAGGCCUCUUGUGAAUGAAGCUGGUGGACUAGAGGGUAGAGACACCUGCACUUGGAAUUGGACUCCAACCCCCCAGUUCCGUUUCAGGUGGCAGCGGUGUUUGAUCAGUCAUUAUUACAAGGUCAUAUUGGAAUUUUAUUUUGCUCUUACUAUAGAUACUUAGGUAAUGUGGGUUUGUUUUGGUAGCUGCUUCACUGAAUGAAAUGCUCCUUAUGUAAUAGCUACAAAUAAUGUGAUUUCUAGGAUACUAAGUUGAUUAACAGCUCUCUUAUCUGGUUUUGUUCUUUCUAAAGAGUAUUCUAACCAAAACUAUGGAGAUUAUUAAGAGGGUGACAUUCUAAGUAAAAAAAAAAGUAACUCAUGGUACCAGCUCCAAUUUCUGUAAGAUGCCACUGUCACAACGAUUUUCAGACUCUUGAUAAGUCAGAGUUUUAUAUUUUAGUACUAACAUUUAGUUUGAACAGUUGUUUCUAAUUGUAAUUCUCUAGGGUGCCAGAGAUAGGUAUUUCUAACUGGUUUGCUGUCCCAAAUCCUGUUUGUUUAAUUGUAGCAUCCACACGGUGGAAUCUGCUGUGGCUAGUAGACUUCUAGCCUGCCUUGACUCUGACCACGGUACCAUUGGCUGCUCCAGCCCAUUCACUCUGUCUUAGAUUAUGGUGCUUCCUGAAGUGGUCAGUCAAUGACCAGUUACUGGGAAGGAGCUGGAAGCCACGGCUGAGAGUUACCUGUGGACUUCAGGAGCCUAUAGAGUGCUAGAGCGACACUCCAACUGUCAGAAUGAGAGCCGCCAAGUAGCAGAAUUUUGAGUGUCAGGUUAUGCUUAGGGGGACGAGGGGAACCAAUUGCUCAAGAAAAGGGGUUUUGAAAAUACACUGGUAGAGAUACUCACAGAGGGGUACGUUGAGCUGGUCCUCCCAGCUCUUUAGGAGUGCUGGAAUGUGUUUUAAAAGAGGGAAAGAAAGAGUCCUAAUUUUAGGAAGUUGUCUGCAAAUUCCUGCUCUCAUUUAAUAGAUAAAGCUGCAUAAAUUUACAAGUCCGUAUAGCUAUACCUACCAAAAAAAAAAAAAAAAAAACCCAAGAAAAGUAGCUAUUCUGAGACCUUUUCUGAGGAUCAGUCAGAAGUUUGGGAUUAAAAAAGAAGCUUGUUCAGGAUGUUUUAAACUGUAACAUACCUGAAGCUGUCACCAGGAUUGGGACAGGGUGCUACUGUUAUGUUAACUUUUCCGUAAACUUAAUGGUUUAUUAUUUCUUAGUGGAAACUUUUUUUUUCCCUGAAAACAAAAAUAACUUUUCUUGGAUUUGGAAUGAAGUUUUUGUUUUAAAAGUUGGGCUUUGCUCUGAAAUGAGCGACUUUCCUGGCAAUGGCCUCUGAUCCUCAAACUCCUACCAUCAAGGCAUUUAGUUGUAUGGAAAGGGGAAAGAUUUAUUUACCAGUUAACGCUUGUAAUCGAGGUUACAAAACAGGGAUCUAUUCAUUAACACUGUAUCAUUCUCAAUAUAUAAAAAGCACUUUGUAUUUAAAACUUUAUUAUAAAUAUAUAUUGAUUUUUUUAACCUAGAAACUAGAUAUUACCUCUUGGUUGUUUGCCAUGUUAAUACCCUCUUCUCUUAGUGUUGAAACUUCACCAGUUAACAGUCAUUCUCUGUGUACCUGACAGAGAAUGUAGAGGUGACUUAUAGCCAAGCUCAGUUGCUGCUUCUCUUUUUCUCAUGUUAGAAGCAUUGGGUUUUAGGUAUGAUCCCAGCCAUUGUAUGUGAGGAAAAAUUGUUGUAUUGCUUCUACUGAUUUCAGUACUAAGGCAGUGAAGCCAUUUUGUUUGUCCAAAAGCCAGUCACCCUCUCUCAUAGUAUCAGCAGACCAUUUCUGCCUGUUUGGAAGGUUUGAUGUUCUGGUUUCUAUUAAAGAUUGUACUCAAAUGAGUGUUGGAACACUUGGGAAGAAGAAUCUUGAGAAGUAAAAUAAAAAUAUUCUGGAACAAUCUCAUGGUCCUUCAGUUAUGUUGAGAUCAGCACGGCAGUCGUCAUGAGUAAUGAGGAGGAGGAGGAAAGGACUAGGGGGCAGCUCUCUGGUGGUAGUUUUAGAAGCUCUCAGUUGUGCUGGGACUUCAUGUGUUAUGAAGAGAAGCAGAUCUUCUAUUGAAAUCCUUAUGUGUACACCUGCUACUAAAUGUAGACUAUAAAUGUAAGUUCCUCACACCUGCUGUUUGAAGCUUUUUAUGGUAGUGGGGUUUUUAUAAAAGUUAGUUGCUGAUCAGUCAACCAGACCCUGUGAGAUGAUUGGGCAUCUGAAAUGCUGGCCAUGUCCAGAGAGGUGGGGCAAGGGGGUUGCCUUAGUUUGGAUAUUGAAAGUGAAUCUUUUUAAACUUUGCUUUUAGGCUUAAGAGAUCAUACUGUAUUACUACUUUUUUCUUUUUGCUCCUGCCCACCCUGGGUUGGACAGAUAGUUUCUGUCUUUACCCUCAGUACAGCUUUAGAAAAUCUUUCUCCUUCCCGUUGAGUUUGGAGAGCAGUGGGUAACGUUUCCAAACAGUCUUUCAGGGAUCUUGUCAGUGGCCCGCAGCCAAGGUGUUUGUCCCUUACUUUGAGUCUUUACUGUGGUUUCUCUCCAGUCCCAAUGGGAAAGGGCUUGAAGGCACCACCAGUGGUCUUUAAUAUUCGUACUGAUGCUAUGCCUUUCAUUUUAGAUCCACACAUUACAAUAAUCCACCUGGUAAAGUAGGUCUGACCAGUUGAGAACAGACUGCCAUAACCUUUUCUCAGCUGUUGAAGGUUACCCCCCAGUCCCUUCUUUUGGCCGCUGGUCUCAAAGAGUCUGCCCGAAAGGGUCUCCUCCGCUGUAGUGGGCAUUUGCUGAACUGAACUGACCCUAAGCUGACUUCUGACUGACUGGGAAAGCUGCUUAGUCUCAGUGGCAUCUUCCUACGGAGGCACACACCUCCUCCUGAGGCUGCUGCGGACAUGAAGUUGGGGCUGAGCAGAAGCAGCAAUGCUGGCUUUCCCUGGGGAGGGGGGAUUUGCUGCACCCCCCCGCCCGGGGGUUGGGGGGCAGGGGAGGGUAGAGAGGAUGCCAUCACACCAACUUCAGGGGUUUGCUUUCAUAAGGUCUCUGGAUAAUUUAGGAAUGCUGAACACCAAGCAACAUAGACCCCCCACCCCUCCAGCCCUUCUGUGCCACACUAAUUUUGUGACUUAGGUUGCUUUUCUGUGACUCACUUUGUUCAGUGAAACCAGGGUGUUUGUUUGGAUUUUUGUCUUUGCUAACUUAUGUGUUCGAAGGUACAUGUUUCUUAUUUCAGAUUUCUACUGAUAGUGCCCAAUGGGAAGAUGCUGGAACACAUUUUGCAAAUGUGAUUUUUUUUUUUUUUUUUUUUUUUUUUUUAGUUUUGCUUGAAGCCUGUGUCAUAAUGUCAAUUGCUGCUGCCUUCUUUCCUUUUAUGAGGUUCCCAGUGUUUCUUCUAGAAAAUUAUUUAUGCAAGUCAGGUGACUCUUAGACCACAAAACCAUUUGACAAUAAACAGAGUAUCAUUAGGUGCAUAUCUUAUUGAUAUUUUGUGAAAUGUUAUGCCUGUGUUGCAAAAGUUGAAUAGUUUUGUCUUUAUAUACUGCUGUCUUCAGUGUACAGCAUGGUUUUACUUAAUUGAAUGUUACUGUUUAAUAUUUUCUUCUUAUAGAAGAGACCAUGCCCUUUUGUAUGACAUGUUUUAAUAAAUGUUAUCUGUCAACUUUGUAAAA